ACGAUCGAUCGUUCACGGGAAAUUUCGGUACCCCAGGAGUAGCCAACCGGAUAACUACCCCGCAUUUUCUUGUUCUGACCUGCCCCCACAAUAUGCCACCAGUAACGACGUCGGAUACCCAGCAGGAGACUCAGACGUCUUCAAUUCUCAAGGAGCGUCGGUUCAAGCUGAGCAGGGCAUGCGACCGCUGUCGUCGGAGGAGAAUCAAGUGCGACGAAGGCCAUCCAUGCCAGGCUUGUCUUACUGCUAAUUCAGCAUGUACGUUCGAGGAGCCUGGGAAGAGGACCCACCCACACAAGUCCAAACGAACUGCGACGUUGGAGGACCGGAUGCACCACCUCGAAACGCUAAUACAAGCAAUACCACCCGCUGUUUUCGCUGCUGGUGGUGCAGCUGCAGUGAACCCAGCGAAGCAGUCUUCUCCCACCGAUAUCAACAGCCCUGCUUUUGCCUUUCCCGCCUUUCCCUCGGGAAUCCCCCCACCUUCCUUGCAUGUAUUUCCACUCACUAACCCUUCAACACAUUUCUCACCACCUCCUCAAUCUACCGACGGCCGACAACGCAGUCCUAGUUCGUCUUUCCAGUCUCUCAUGGGAAAUCUCUUCACAGGGAGUGGUCCAGAUACCAUCGUGGACGACACCUCGCGGAUGUCGCUCACUGCUUCGUACUUGUAUUUCGACGACGAGGGGUACACGCGAUGGCAGGGCGAAACGUCCGGUUUGCCCCUGUUAGAUCUUCUAGUCGAGCGACACAACCCCUCCGAGACGGCGAGCGAAGGCACGCCAUCAAACGAAACUGCAUCGGCAGCUAAGAAAAUUGCCAAUUCUCAGGAGCCGCAAUGGUUUCCCAACCGAACACCCCGGAGAACACACAUUAAUCCCCAGACGCUCUGGUCGAUGAUAACGACAUACAUCGAACCGGAGCUUAUGGACAGCCUCGUGCAAUGUUAUCUCUCAACAUCAUAUUACAUCCUCCCCUUCAUCCACGUCCCGACUUUCCUUGCAGACUACGGCAACCCACAAAAAUGGGGAGAGCCUGGAUUUGCCGCAUUCAUUGUCUCCAUUUGUUGCCUGGCGUCCCGGCACAUGGAUGACCCUCGUGUUCGUGCCGAUCCCAAUGACAGUAUCUCUGCUGGUACACAUUGGUUCGAGCUUCUUGGACGGCUACGCACCCUCCCUACUGCGGACCGACCCACCCUAUAUACCAUACAAGCUAACCUCAUCGCUGCCGUAUACGCUAUCGGCCUUGGUCGGCUUUCAAAAGGCGCUGCCCUCCUCUCAGAAGCCAUAACCGUCUCUGUUGAUGCCGGUCUUCACCGUUCAGCUGACACAUACGAUCUUUUCGACCCGAUUGAGGAUGAGGUGCGGAAACGCACGUUUUGGUGCGUGUAUAUCUGGGAUAAGCAGCUAAGUGCGCAUUUUGGACGACCGCCGAUGAUUCGAUUGAGAGAUUGUGAUGUGGGGGAGCCGGCGCCUGUUGAUGAUGAAUAUAUCACGCAUGAAGGUGUUGGAGUGCCGCCUCCAGGUACCGAAUGCCGCAUGAGCGCUUUCAUAUUUUCAUUACGGAUUUUCGUGGUGGCGGAAUCGGUGCUGGAUGUACCUCCAGCGAGGCAGUCCUCAUCACCUUUUAUGGCGAAGGCAGCCGCGUUGUUGACUGGGUCCUCCGGGUGUAAGCUGUUGAAGGAUGAGGAGAUACUACUGGAUGAGAUCCAUCGGAGUAUACCUCCCAUCUGGUCACAAUCUGCAGAGACUUUGGGCACGGAAGAUACGAUUCGGCUGACGCAGGCGGAGCGAUUACACUGUGCGGAGCAUUUUGUACGGCUCUUGAUCCAUCGACACCGGUUUUCACAGAUGGUUGCUGAACGGCAUGCAGCGGGCGGGGAUGAUGAGCAACAGACCGAUGCUGAGAAGGAGGCUAUGGUCGCUGCGCAUAAUUCGGCACUGCAAAUCGCAGCUGCGCAUCUGCAUAUUGCUAGGAAGGGGUUGAUGACCUACUAUGGCGUUCACGUUAUCCACCAACUUACCCAAGCUGGGCGGACUCUCGUAGCCGUUCUACUCAACUGCAAAUCUGAUACGUUGCAACACCUGAUACCUUCCGGCCUCGACGCGCUGCGCUCAUGUAUCGGUCUCCUGAGAAGAUUUAGCGGUCGUUAUAUCUGCGGGCUUCGUUCUGGGGAUCUCAUGGAAGAAUUCUGCCGAUUAACUCAAAUUCCGUUGGAGCCCACUCCACAACAAGACAAUCUUCAAAAUGACAGACGGCCGCCCUGGAUCCGACCAGUACGCAAAAAGGCGCCGUCUAUUGCACGAUCGAAUUGUAGCGGAGAAUCUCCCAGUCCAGAAGCCUUUUCGCCGUCUGACUUCUUAGACGCCCAGAAAGCUGCAGGGCCGUCAUCGUCUUUUCCUUCGGCACCACCGUCUUCAGGAACGCCUGUGACGAAAUUCGAGCAGCCGUCGUUUGCUGACGGCUCCGGGAACAUGAACAUGGAUCUCAUGGGCAACGAGCAACUAUACAUGUCGCCGUCGGAUGUCAUGUCGCUGUUCAACGAUGGCUCGGUCGACCUCGGACAAAUUUUCAAUCCAGAGUUUAUCCAGCCACCUAGCUCUUCGGAUGGGCAUAAUAUCAGUGGGGGAGGAGAGCCGUACCUGAAAAUGACCGGUAUCGUCACUUCCCCAUAGCAACACUGAAUGCGUGGCGCAUUUUCUCAUUUACUUACGUGGAAGGGACAAAUCAGUGCACGCUGCAGAUCAUAAUCAACGAAGGCAAUAUGUACUAUGUAGCUCCAAGGAUAUGUGUAUAAUAUUCUUAUGUUUUUUCUGUAUGUUGGAUACCGAUUGAUACGAGCCUCGUUGCUCUCAGGUCCGAAGCGCCAUAUGAAUGCGCACAAUGCGCUGCUCUUGCGACUUGCCAAAUUAGGACGGUUCUUUCAACUUUAUUCGCAUUUUCACAUCGGAAGCUGUCCGAGUCACGCUU
Messenger RNA from Desarmillaria tabescens, 2970 nucleotides. Its product is annotated as fungal-specific transcription factor domain-containing protein. Lineage: Eukaryota; Fungi; Basidiomycota; Agaricomycetes; Agaricales; Physalacriaceae. Bases 93 to 2675 code for a protein of 860 amino acids. Gene Ontology annotation, molecular function: zinc ion binding; DNA binding; DNA-binding transcription factor activity, RNA polymerase II-specific. The record is from RefSeq and is a predicted model, not a curated record. Gene Ontology annotation, biological process: regulation of DNA-templated transcription; DNA-templated transcription. The transcript is spliced from 7 exons.